This is a messenger RNA of Hymenoscyphus albidus, 957 nucleotides long. The record is from the annotation of a GenBank genome assembly. Lineage: Eukaryota; Fungi; Ascomycota; Leotiomycetes; Helotiales; Helotiaceae.
AUGGGUACGUAGCCCAAUAUCCUCGCCUUCGUAUGCAAGUGGUAGUCCUGUUACUCUGUCCGAGGCCGUCCUUGCUGAAAAGCUGAAAGACUCGUUGAUGCGGUUCAGGACGCUGCGAACGCAAGAAAUUGCAAAGAGCAUGCUUGAUCAUAGGCUGACGGAUUUCUGACUUUAGGUAUCGAUCUCGACCACCACCACGUCCGCAAUACGCACCGAAAGGCGCCAAAAAGUGACAAUGUCUAUCUCAAGUUGCUCGUGAAGCUCUAUCGCUUCUUGGCUCGUAAGUUUGCCCUCCAUCUUCAUUUCCAUAUUCGCGUCGCGCAAAAAAUCUAACCAAAUUUUCUUGCACAGGCCGAACUGAUGCCUCCUUCAACAAGGUCGUUCUCCGAAGACUUUUUAUGUCCAAGAUCAACAGACCCCCAGUCUCCAUCUCCCGAAUUGUUGCCAACACUUCUGAGAAGAGCAACAACAAGACCGUUGUUGUUAUCGGUACCAUCACUGAUGACAACCGUCUGUUGACCGUCCCAAAGCUCAGCGUUGCAGCUCUCCGCUUCACCGCAACCGCCCGUGCUCGCAUUCUCGCUGCCGGUGGUGAGACUUUGACCCUCGAUCAAUUGGCAUUGAGAGCUCCAACCGGAAGCAAUACUCUCCUCCUUAGAGGACCAAAGAACUCCAGAGAGGCCGUCAAGCACUUCGGAAUGGGACCACACAAGCACAAGGUAAUUUUCAUGCAGAAAAUUGGGCCUCCAAAAACUAACGUAAUUUGUAGAAACCAUACGUCGAGUCCAAGGGUCGCAAAUUCGAGAAGGCUCGUGGUCGUCGUCGUUCAAGAGGUUUCAAGGUCUAAACGCAUUUCGACUAGUCAAGAUAAUUUUGCAAAUCUCGAUAAUCUCCUGCGAGGGAUAUACUAUGGGAUUUGCAGGUGUCUGGCGAAAAGCUUGGGGGGUCUGAUUGAGG